AUUUUUUAUGACAAAGUUGUUUUAUUUUCGGAGAACAUUUCAUUUGUUAAUAAUCGCGUGUAACUAAAACGGAACUUUGAAAGUGACGUUUACUUCCAAACUUUGGAAAUAGCUAAUUAAAAUAAAUACAGUGUUAUUUUGAAUUGUGAUAUUGUUUGCAACGUAGUUUUAAGAAAUGAGUUUUGAAUAUCUCCGCGACAACUUGCGAAUUUCAAUAGCUCAAAUAUGUCAAACUAUUGGGUAUAAUUCUGCGCAAACCAUAUCUUUAGAACUCCUUCAAGACAUACUGCAUAAGUUUUUAAAUGAAUUUUGUCGAGAUUUAAGACGACAAAUUGAGCACAAUAACCGAACAGAAGCAAAUUUGAAUGAUGUAUAUCUGACAUGUAAAAAUCUAGAUAUUAACAUUGAUGAGUUGAUCACCUACUUAUAUAAUGUGGAACCUGUGCCGUUUGCUGUAGAUUUGCCUAAGUUUCCUUUGCAGAAAAGUAAAUUUUUGUAUUUUUUGGAUCCUAAAAAUAAAGAAGCACAUACUCGCCCGCCACAUAUGUACAAAUAUUUACCACCAAUAUUGUCUGCGGAAGAACAAAAUGUAUCAUACCAAAUUGAUAAAAAUUGGCAUAAAUCAAAUCCUGAACUUGAAAAAAAUUCGGCAAAUAGUGAAGAGAUAUUAAACAAUUUGGUUGAUGUUAAAAAUGCGCAUCUAGAGUCUUGUAAAUUAAAUGAUAUUUUCAAAAUUUCUCCCACCUCCUAUUUAAUUGAUAACGAAGGACGACCAACAAGACAACUUAAUAGUGUAACCAUGACAACUGGCGGGCUUAUAUCGACAGCAGUAGACGGCAGAACUCCUGAUGCAAUUGUUCCAGAUGUCAUAGAAAAAUUAGCAGGUCUAGAUGCUCCGCCACAAUCAACACCUCCAGUUCCGGAUGUGGAAUAUUUUUCUAACAGUAUUGAUAUAUUAAAUGGCGAUGAAACCAAAUCUAAUGUUCUUGAAAAAUUUUCGAAUCCUGUAAACACAGAAAGUGAUUGUACAAACGCAAUUUUAUCUGCGAAGGAUUCAAACUGUAUUUCCAAAAAGAUUAAAACUAACACCAGUGAAACAAAGAAUGAAAAACUUCCAGCACUUGUAAAACCAAAUUCUUCUACCACCAUACCGUCACAUAUUCCCCAAUUUUCAAAUAUAAAUAAUGCAAAAGAUUCUAAAGUAAAUAAAAAAAGGCCUCUAAAUAAACAAGCUGAUAACUUUGACCUCCAAAAUGAGAAAUUGCAAAAGAAACGUCUAAAAAUGCUACAAAAACUCAACACAAAAACUGAAAAGAAUAAAAAAAUGUUUGAAAAUUCUGGUGGAAAUACAAAAUCUAAAGAAGAUAUAAAUACUUCAAUAAUGUCUCUUUUUACACCGGGUUCUAAAGAUUUAAACUUUGAUAAAUUAAAAAAGAAACAAUCAAAGCAAAAACACCUUAAACAACAAAUACGUUUAGAAAUGCAUACAAAAAGCAUAAUGAAUGUUAAUUCAGUUGCAGAUGAUUGUUCGGAAAAUAAUAUUUUUACAAAUAAAGCGUCAUUAGACCUUUUAAACACUAAUAUUAAAAGCGAAACAAGAGAAAAUAAUUUCAAAAAUUUAACAAAUAUAGAAUCUAUUGUCAAUGAAGUACAAACAAAUAUAACGGAUGAUUUUAUUUGUAAUCGUGAAAUUAAAAUGGGUCAGCAAGAUUUGAAGGAACCCGCAGAUCUAACAUUAAUUGAAAAUAGGGAACCAAAUUUUUCAUGUAGCGGAAUUAAACUAUCAACUGAACCUAGCCGUUCUAAAUUGAAUAUAUUUAAAAAGAUUUCAAAACAAAAAAACGUAAAAUAUGUGGCUACUGCUGCAAACAAUUCAACAUUAGCUACAACAAACUGUAAUUUGCAAGAUAGCCCAAUUAUAAGUUUGCCAACGGGCACAACUAUUACGCCAGCCUCACCAAAUAUAUCUGAACUUGAAAGCACGUCUCUAAAUAUAAAUGUUAAUAAUUCACAACUGAAUAUUACAUCUGAUAAUUCUGAUAAUAAAUUAAAUAUAAUAAAUAAACCAAAAAAGCGUGGUCGUAAACCAGGUAGUAAAAAUCAACCGAAACUAAUUUCAGUUGAUGGUUUAAUUGCUCCAAACAAUCAAAAUUUAAAAAUGCUUAAAGGAAUGAAGGGCAUAACUAGUAACAUACCAAACAAUGUUAUGAACCAAGAGCCGCUUAAUUUAACUAAUUGUAAUGGUUUUCCAAUGGGAAUAUCAUUUCAGCAAAAAAUGUUUGGACAAGAACUAUUAGAAUCCCAAAUGAAAAAGCGUAAAUCGCGUAAGAAAAUAAAACCAACCGAAAAUUUUAUGAACUCAGAUAAUGUUGAAAUGUUAUCUAAACAUAACUUUGACUCAACCAUUAAAGAUGAAGUAAAGUCAAUUAACAAAAAAUUAUUACGUAUGGAUACGAUCCUAAAAUGUUCACCAUCAAUUUCACCAUUUUUGCCAAUAAAUUCUACUGACAUGCAGAAAACAAUUACAAAUUCUUUAAUGUCCCCGUUAAAAUCACCAGUUUCAAAAAAAAGGGAUCAAUCACAAACCAAUAAUAUAGCUGCGAAUGCGUUUUCAUCGUCUUUUCCAACUUCAUUUUCUAAUAUGCAUCCGAAUAUGCUUUCAAUGUUACCUUUGUAUGCAUUUCCUCCAAGACCUGGUUUAAUACCAACACCAGGAUUAUUUCCGUCACAAUCUUUAGCUGGUGCCUGCAAUAGCUCUUUAUCUGCGCCUUCAUCUUCAGGAUUUUUACCAGGAUUUAUGCCUUUAACAAAUGUAAGAUCAAAUCAGUAUUCUGCGGUAAAAUCAACAGACGAAGUCAUGUAA
Teleopsis dalmanni is the source of this 2863-nucleotide messenger RNA. RefSeq lists its product as uncharacterized. The record is from RefSeq and is a predicted model, not a curated record. Gene Ontology annotation, cellular component: transcription factor TFIID complex. Lineage: Eukaryota; Metazoa; Arthropoda; Insecta; Diptera; Diopsidae. The transcript is spliced from 4 exons. The coding region runs from base 176 to 2863 and encodes 895 amino acids. Gene Ontology annotation, molecular function: protein heterodimerization activity.